CGGCUGGGCCGCACGGCGGCCGGAGGGCGGCGGGCUCGGGAGGAGCGGGCGGGGCGAGCCCGAGCCCGCCUUGUGCCCCGGUCCGCCCCGCCUGUGUGCCCCCGGCCAGCGGCCUCCGCCGCCGCGGCCUGCAGCGCCGCGACCCCCGCCCUGAGGAGCCGCCUUCCCUCAUCCCGCUGCCGCCAUGUCGGGCCUGCCUGCCCGCGCCGCGCUGCUGCUGCUGCUGCUGCUGGGGCCGCCCGGGCUCCUGCCGGCGCGGGCGCCAGGACGCGGCGGGCGGCCCCGCUACGAGCCCACCUGGGGCUCGCUGGACGCCCGGCCGCUGCCCGCCUGGUUUGACGAGGCGAAGUUUGGCGUCUUCAUCCACUGGGGCGUGUUCUCGGUGCCCAGCUUCGGCAGCGAGUGGUUCUGGUGGUUCUGGCAGAAGGAGAAGAGAAAGCCUUAUGUGAAAUUUAUGGAGGCAAAUUACCCACCUGGGUUCAGUUAUGAAGAUUUUGGGCCACUGUUUACAGCAGAAUUCUUUGAUCCCAACCAGUGGGCCGAUAUUCUGAACGCUUCAGGUGCAAAAUAUAUUGUCUUAACUUCAAAACAUCAUGAAGGCUUUACUUUGUGGGGGUCCAAAUAUUCUUGGAACUGGAAUGCUGUUGAUGUGGGACCAAAACGAGAUCUUGUGGCUGAACUGGCGACGUCUGUUCGAAACAGGACUGACUUGCGUUUUGGGUUGUAUCAUUCCCUGUUUGAAUGGUUUAAUCCUCUCUUCCUUGAAGAUGCCACCAAUGCCUUUAAGACAAGAAUGUUUCCAACCAGUAAAUCGUUACCAGAACUCUAUGAAAUUGUGACCAAGUACCAGCCAGAAAUAAUUUGGUCUGAUGGGGAUGGAAAUGCGCCGGAUACUUACUGGAACAGCACUGGUUUCUUGGCCUGGCUGUAUAAUGAUAGUCCAGUCCAGGACACAGUUGUGACCAAUGACCGUUGGGGAGUUGGCAGCAUCUGUACACAUGGUGGCUUCUACACUUGUAGUGACCGUUAUAACCCUGGCCACCUCCUGCCUCACAAGUGGGAGAACUGUAUGACUAUUGACAAAAGGUCGUGGGGCUACAGGAGGAACGCACAGCUUGAUGAUUACCUUACAAUCGAGGACUUGGUGAAGCAACUUGUAGAAACAGUGUCUUGUGGAGGAAAUCUCUUGAUGAAUAUCGGGCCCACUCACGAUGGUCGCAUUGCUGUUAUAUUUGAGGAGCGUCUGAGGCAGAUGGGUGCCUGGCUGAAAGUCAACGGGGAAGCCAUCUAUGGAACGAAACCAUGGAGAGCACAGAAUGACACGGUCACACCAGAAGUGUGGUAUACUUUCAGCCCUAAAGAAGGCAAAGUCAAUGCUGUCUUCCUUAACUGGCCAGGCUCUGGGACUCUGGAACUUGGUGAGCCAAGGGCUAAGCUUGGUGAAACACAGGUGACGCUGGUUGGCUACAAGGAACUGCUGAAAUGGGUUGCGCUGGGAGAAAAGGGAAUUGUUAUAGCUCUACCUCAAUUAAGUCCUAAGGAAUUGCCAUGUCAGUGGGGCUGGACUUUACAACUGACUGACAUAAACUGAGCCAUACACUGCUGGAGCCCUGGGUAGUACGGAACGCUGAUUUUUUUUGCCCGGUUUCUCACUCUUGCUCGCUUGACUGCGAAAUAUCAGUAACUUCACAUUUUUCAUGAAAGGCGGGUUAUCGAAGGAUGGAAUGAACCUCACAUGAAAUGUAGCACUAGAUAGUUCAAUUUCUGCAUACAGUUUGUUUCUUUGAACUUGUGUGAAAAACUGAGCAUUUACCUUGACCUCUCCACUCUUAAUCAGCUUCUUGCCAAGUUAUGUGAUGUGAAGUAUGGGGUGGGAAAAAAAGAGGCACUAGAUUUUUAAAGCUAUGAGAAAAAAAGCUAGCUCAUGCCAGUGUCCAAAUGCACAUAAGUCAGUCAGAUUUCUUACGUUAAAAAAGGGAUACAACUUCUACAAAACCAUACACUAAAACCUGUCAGUUUUAGAGAAAAUAAUAGACUUUUUCCAGUUGUGUGCAACAACUGGCAGCUUCAGCAGCGUAGGGUAACAGACCUGCAAGAACAGUCUUAGAAAGGUCAGGAAUUCAUCACAAAUGCAUGGAGGCAAUGCAUAUGCACAUAUCUUCAUUUCUUAUCAUGAAAAUCAUUGUUACAUGUUCCUAGUCUUGAGUAAUACUAUCCAUGAUUGGGAUGCAGGUAAAGUGGGAGGGUGGUUUUGCUGUUUUUGUAUAAUUUUACAUGGUUAAAGCUGACUUUUGUUUACAGCUAUUGUUUUUACACAGUUACCAGAGUGCCUUCUGGACUAUAAAACAAAACACAUACUUCAAUGACAACUGUUUGGUUUUUU
Molecule: messenger RNA, 2383 nt
Organism: Falco peregrinus (peregrine falcon)
Lineage: Eukaryota; Metazoa; Chordata; Aves; Falconiformes; Falconidae
Gene: FUCA2
Product: alpha-L-fucosidase 2
Exons: 7
Coding region: 185-1591 (468 amino acids)
Biological process (GO): glycoside catabolic process; fucose metabolic process
Cellular component (GO): lysosome
Molecular function (GO): alpha-L-fucosidase activity
Source: RefSeq, a predicted model, not a curated record